Molecule: messenger RNA, 1579 nt
Organism: Gryllus bimaculatus (two-spotted cricket)
Lineage: Eukaryota; Metazoa; Arthropoda; Insecta; Orthoptera; Gryllidae
Source: the annotation of a GenBank genome assembly
UUUAUCCAAUUGGAAGCUUGAACGUCUCCAUAAUGACUUCACAUUUAAGAUCCCGAUUCGAUGAAAUAGGAAUAGCUGACUUUCGUCAAGUGCACAUAAAUGAUACCGCUCACCGCGUGGAGUGCCCUCCGGAGUGUAUGCUGGCAUACUGGUUCAGCCUGGAUACAGUUCGGCGGUUUUAUAGAACAUAACCUAUACUACGCUAUAAUUGUGACGAAUUUUCAUGUAUUUCUGAUCUUGACAUAUUGUAUGUUUUGAUUAAGACUAGAGUAAGCUACUCAAACAAAAAUAUUCAUUUAAAUAUUAGAAUAUGAGUUCUUUUCAGAAGAAAAGGCAAGGGGGUUAUUAUAAUCAAAACAAUUUUAAGAAGAAGCGCAAUUUUGUUUUGGAACCAGGUUUAAAGGGAUUUAUUUGUACGUGCAAUAGCAGAGAGAAAGAAUGUGUCAGAGAGGCAUAUAACAUACUUAACGAUUAUGCCGACCGGCUUUACGAAAAUGAGGAAAAGGUGUCAGAUAAGGCUGAAGAAGCAAGGAAACCAUUAGAAGAGAAUGAAGAUGAGGAUGACAUUGACACUGCAUUGUCAAAAGAAAUCAGUAAUUUGAAACAAGGUCCCAACAAACAGUGGCGAUUUAAUAUGAUUGAAUCAGGAGCUAAUAAUUGUGUCUUCAUCAAAACUACGGUUCUACCUGAUCCCACUGAAUUGGCUUAUUCCAUUAUGACAGACAUUGACACAACCAAGAAACAGAGGUCACGCUUUUUGUUGAGAUUAAUACCAGUAGAAACCACUUGCAAAGCAUAUAUGGAUGAUAUUCGGAAAAACGCUGCAGUGCUGAUUGACAAAUAUUUUUCAAAAGAAGGCAAGACAUUUGCAAUUGUAUUUAAUCAUCGAAAUAACAACAGUAUCAAACGCAAUGACGUUAUAGAGGAACUUGCAGAGAUGAUUAAAGUUCGGCAUGUGGACAAUAAAGUAGAUUUGUCUCAGCCUCGUCUGACCUUCAUCAUAGAAAUCAUACGCUCAAUGUGUUGUAUGAGCGUUGUGCCAGAUUACUUUAAACUUCUAAAGUAUAACUUGCUAGAAUUAUGUGGAAAAGGUGAAAAAGGAUCCAAGGAAGGACAGGCAAAUAAAGCUGAAGGAGAUGUGUGCAAUGAAGACAAUUCUCCAGUAGAGGAAAAGGAAAAACUAUCUCCAAAAAAAAGUGAUCAUGACAAUGACAAUACUGGAGAGACAGAAUCUGACAACACUCAGGAAAAGCAAUGUGGAGACAAACCAGUUGAAAAUACUGAAAGUCCAUCGGUAACCAAUCUGAAGCAGCAAGAUUCUAGCACCCUCAAAGAAGAAAAUUCUAAUAGCAACAAUGAUGAAAAAUAACCUUAACUCUAAGGUGGAGCUUUUUUUUUUUUUAAUUUAUUGGAUUUGUUAAUUUUUUACUUUUUUCUCACUGAGUGGUAAGUUUAGGAUGCAGUAGCCCAAGGGUUGGCUUCAAAGACUUUAAGAAGGAUCUAUUUGGUUUAAUUUUCUUUAUUAGGUUGACAUUUCUUGGAAUAAACUUUGAAAUAAAUAAAAAACCUGUUGAGUUAA